UGUGCCCGUGCCGAGAAUGGUGGAUAUUUGGGUUGUUGUGGGUGGUAAAUUCGCGUUUUUUAGAGAAUCAAUUUACAAUGUUGGUGUCUUAUUUUAGUUUCAAGGAUAGUUUGGUUUAAAUGUUUUAGGAUUUCCGAAAAAGGACAGACACAAUGUGGACGGGAGACGUACAGAGUGGUUUUUCCACACAAUGGGCUCUCAACCCAUCGACUUAUCAAAACUUACCAAAUGAACAAGUGGAUUGGGCUUCACUAGCUCAACAAUGGAUACAGAUGAAGGAGCAUUAUCCGCAGCUAACACCACCGGUGCCCCCUGCACCCCCACCACCUUCUAUACAGGCUGACAUAGAGGCGGGGGAGGCGCCAAUGGACGUAGCCAAGGACGAUGUCCCCCCCGCUCCAGCCCCGCCAUCUGCAGCAUCUCAAGGACCUCCAGAUGGAAACUGGGGAACUGGAAACUGGAACAACUGGCAGCAGUGGGGUUGGGGAUGGAAUGGCCCACCAGACUCAUACAAUGCGCCAGCCGCAGUCCCACCUCCUGCCACUUUUGACUAUAAUCACGGAGCUUCCAUGCCGGACAACUUUGACCAGCAGGGCCCGCCGGGGUACUGGUCUGAGGGUACGGCCCCGUUUGUACGGAAUAAGCCUUCGUCUGAUUGGAGGCCUGAGAGAGCCCCUAGUAGUCGGAGGCAUUCAGGGAAAGUAGAGGAAGUGGUGGAGCCAGACACUACAGCGUUAUUUGAUGCUGCCAAACGUAAACAAUUACCUGCAUGGAUCAGAGAAGGAUUGGAAAAGAUGGAAAGGGAAAAACAGAAGAAAUUGGAACGAGAAAGGCAGAUCAAGGAGAGGGAAGAAGUAUUGUUGCGUCGCAAACAAGAGGAAGAGGAAGCACUAGCGUCUGGCAUACCUCUGAAGAGCAAAUUUGACACUGAUUCAGAAGAGUCUGAAAAGGAGGAGGAGCCAGAGUCAGCUGUGAAACCUAGAAGAUCAAGAUUUGACCCAGCGUCAAGCCCUGAACAUGUGAAACCAACAGCAACAGCCUCGUACUCUCCACCUCCCGUCAAACGUAAAUCCAAAGAGGAGAUUACGCAAGAAGUUAUGCAGAAAGUGAGAUAUGUCCUGACUGACAUUCUCAUGACCGUCACCAAUGAGGAGAUGAGGAAGAUCGCAGAUGAAGUUUUAGCUGAUUUCCGUGCUAAAGCUCCAGCCUCACGGUUACGUCAGACCCCAGCUUUAACUUCCCUUACUGGAAAACUAGGGCUGGGCAUCUAUGACUCUGAUUCCGAAGAUUCUUCCAGCGAGAGUGAAGAUGAACGGCCUUCAAAACAAAACGGGAUUGAUUCUGAUGAAGAACUUCGGGAACGAAUCAGUCGCAAGAAGCAGGAGUUUGCAAGGGUUGAACGAGAUAUUGAACAUGAAGUGGAACUGCAGGAGGAGCGUGAUAGAGAGAAGCAAACUGAGGAAGACGUGGAGGAAGAAGACAGACAGGAACGAGGAAAAGAUAUGGGACAGGUAGAACCUAAGCCGGUUCAUCUUGGUAAUAGGGCCGAAGAUGAAGCAGAAAAACCAAAAGCAAUCUCUGAGUUAAAAUUUGAGCGAAGCAAAUUGCAAAGUUUUACCCCAGAACGGUCACACAAAGAGAAAGAAAGUUCAGUAGACCGCAGCGAAGAUUCAAAUUCUUCAAGCAAAUCGUCGUCUUCUAGCAGAUCUAGCUCGAGCUCUAGGCGUAAAAAGAGAAAAUCUUCAAAGAGAAAGAAAGAAAAGAAAAGCAGUAAGAAGAAGCGUAAGAGGAGCCGCAGUAGGAGUAGCGAUCGAAGGAAAUCACACAAGAAGUCUAGUCACAGUCACAGGUAUGAGAGGGAGAGGUCACGGUCGAGGUCGAGGUCACGUAGCAGAGGUCGCGAUCACUACCGUCGCCACUCCAGCGAGUCGUCACACAAACGUAGACGCCACAGCUACUCUAGGUCCCCGGAUCAUUCCAGGGGUAAGAGGUCUAGUCACAGAAGUCGAGACUGAUCUCACCUCCUUCACAACAAGGUGGUAUUUUUUAUCAUUUUUAUUCCUAAGGUUGCACUGAUUCUGCUUUUUGUAUCUAUCCUAGUUUAUGAUCACUUCAUAGUCAAUUGACUGAGUACCAAAAGAUCCUUUCUUUGUGUUAUGUGCCGUAUAAAACAAUGAAAAAACUUUUAUUGGUAUUUACUAAACAAUUCUACAACAUGUUUCAGUGUUGAAAAUUGUUGAUAUGAGUGUUAUUAGAAAUUUACCGAGUUUUCCUAUGUUAUCCUUAUGGCAAAUAAAAAAAUCUGUCCAUUAUUUGUUACCAUAUGGAAAGAUUUUCAUUUCUUUUCCUUUGGUUAAUUUAAAUUUUAACUAAAAACAAUUUUUUGUCUUGUAGCAGCAACCAAAGUAUUCAUUGAGCCAAUGCUAUUUGUUUUGAGGGUGACUAUUGAGUAAAUUUACGUAUUUUUAUUAAUCUUUUUGGAUCUAAUUAAUUAAAUUGCAAUAAACCAACAGGUAACUUGCUUCGUUUUGGUGCUGAGGGUAUUAAAAUUUCAUAUGUAAGCAAGUUAAUGUAAACGUCAACUCAACUGGUGUUUGUUAAAUAACGGCUAAGUAAGAAGGUUCUUGAAAUCUUUUGGAACUUUGAGCCAUAAUGAAUUAAGGUUUGUUGAUUUGUAAUGUAAUCGUUACAUGGGCAUCCAUCAAUAUGGGAUAUGGGGGCUAUAAGAAAAAUUUUGUUAAUAAGACCCCAUAUUAACAAAGUUUUUUUUUUGACUGUGCAGUAAAAACAUAUAGAUAAAUUCACGCAUUUGACCAAGAUGUAUUUUAACGUUCAUAGACAACCUGAAGAUGUACUCGUUUAGCAGUACGAAACGGCCGUAAUUAAGGAUCAAUUGACGCAACAGGUAAUUUAAACCUUUUCUAUUUGCAAGAAAUUCAGGUCAAUAACGUGUAAAAUCAUACAUGUUGUACCUAUAUUUAAACUAUUUUUUGGGGGAGACUAUCCUUUAUACUGGGUUUGUUUCGAACCCUCCAGACGGUCAUGUAAAAAUUAGAUGGACGCCCAUGAACCGAUUACAGGUUUUUAAGUACCCAUGCUUAUUACGGAAAAUUCUGUUUCAGGUUCCAAAAGUGAACUGUGCACGACUCUAUUCCAGUUAAUUUGGAUUGGAAACCUUUGUUGAAGAAUGUGCGAUGAUAAUCUUAGUGACUUAUCUUUAUUUCAAGUUGUGUUUUGACAUUGUACAUAUGGAGUCAUGCUUGUAUGUAUGUAGUUAUAUAAGUUAGAUUUAACGUUUUUAAAGUUUGCAUGGGGAACGUCAAUAUUGUUAUUGAAUACAGACUGUCAACUUAAUUUUAUGCUUGCCUUAAAGCUCACUUUGAAGAAAGUGUUUGUUCUGUUAGAAUUUUGAGCUAAAGUGAACAUUGGAAAAUUUAUUUUUUAUUUUAUUAUAACAAUUCUUGUUUUUUCUAUUUUCCAGUCCAGUCUUGUUGUGUGUUAUCAUUUUAAUGUAAAAUGUGCCAAAAUUCCAAGAAGUGUUAUUAAAGUACAGAUCUAAGAACGUCUUCUGUACAUUUUACAUAUGUUAAAUUUAGGUAAAACAAACCUAAAAAAUUGUGAUAAUAAUUCAGUUAAUUAACCAAUAUCUUUGUAUCAUUUUCUUGCAUAAUUUGAUUCUGAAUUUUAAAGAUUUAUCGCCUUUUACUGAAGAAUUAUUUUAACACCUCGGAGGCAAAUUCAAAGUGUCAUGAGAUCUGUGUUUAAAAAAAAUAGUAUUAAAAAUUCCUUAUAGGCUAUAGAAUAUUUUUAAAUAUAUCCCUGGAAGUCAAAAAAAUGGAUGUAAAUGUUGAAUUAGAUAAUUUAUUUAUUGGCCCAUUAAAUUGGCUACGGUCACUGAAAUGUUAGUUGGAAGACUGACUAGGUAUAAACUGGCAUACUUUUGCGGUUUUUAAUUUAUUGUUCCCUUUUUUACUAAUGGCAAUAAGUCAAUCUUAAUAAUUGUACAUUCAAAAUCCACCAAAUGUUUCUGAGGUAUUGUAUAUUACUUGUUUCCUUCUGUUUUCCUUUGUAAAAGUUGACUAUGCGGCUGUGUAGUACAUAGCCUG
Messenger RNA from Macrosteles quadrilineatus (aster leafhopper), 4106 nucleotides. Its product is annotated as arginine/serine-rich protein PNISR-like. Bases 153 to 2015 code for a protein of 620 amino acids. The transcript is spliced from 12 exons. Lineage: Eukaryota; Metazoa; Arthropoda; Insecta; Hemiptera; Cicadellidae. Gene Ontology annotation, molecular function: RNA binding. Gene Ontology annotation, cellular component: nuclear speck; presynaptic active zone. The record is from RefSeq and is a predicted model, not a curated record.